AAACUUCAUUGGGUACAUAAGGAGAUAAAAAUGACAACAAAGAAAAUUGGAAGAAUUGGAAAAUUUUAAGAGAAAUUUAAAGAUUCGAAGUGUUUUUAACUAAUAGUGCAUAAUUAAAUUGAACUGUGUUAGUUUAUUAUGGAACAUUAGUUUCUAUUCGAGAGGCUAUCUUAAGUACUGAAAAAAUCAUAACGCGACGAAAUGGAACAAAAUUCUGUGGAUCCAUUUGCCUCAGAAAACAGCGGAACUGCCCGCUUUGUGGAUAAGCUAGUUGAUAAUGGUUUAGCGGGUAGCGGUGGUGCGUGUAGCAGUAAUAGUGCAACUAUAAACGCCACGCAUGAAUUUCAAACUAUGAAACCGGGCUUGGGUCAAAAGCCUGGCCAAGCUUCAGGAAGAACCGAAAUACCGCAUAGUGAACUUGUAAAGAUGCUAUAUUUUUUGGAGGGUGAACUUCAAGCUCGCGACGUCGUAAUUGCUGCAUUAAGAAAUGAACGAGUCAAACAAUAUAUAACGCAACUGCGUUCAAAACGUGUACAACCAAAUGAUCCGUAUGCGGCAAUUUUCCGUGAUAAAAUAGCACUAGCCGGCAAUAUGAUAUCGCGAGAAUCAUCCACACAAGCGGCUCAAGCAGAAAUGGAAGUGCGACAAAUAAUUGAACAGCAAAUGGAGCAACAAUAUCAAAUGGUUAGCAAACAACGUGCCACGCAUUUGCGUAUGGUCAACAUACUUACGGAGUCCUUGGAGAACAAUCAACGCAUGUUGCAGGAAUUAGAAGAAGAAAAGCGAAAGCAUGAACAUGACACAGCUCAGGGUGAUGACAUUACCUAUGGCUUAGAACUAGAGAGGACUAAGUUACGACAAGAGUUGGAAGAGGAACGAGCGCAAUUGAAAAAAAUGGAAAAAGAAAUGAAAAAGCUGCAAGAAACUUUGGAUUACGAACGUAAUCGUCAAAAGCAAAUAGUUCUUUUGCUCAUAGCUGAACGUAAAAAGAUUCUUAUGAAGUACAUUGAAGAGGGUAAACGGUCAGAGGACUUGGCGCAAAUACUAGCAGAGGAGAAGCAACGUUCCGAUACUAUUGCGGAAGGUCUCGAAGAAGAAAGUAAAAAGUCAUUACGUAUGGAAGAGGAAAUGGAGAAGCAAUCUGCUGCGUUCGAAAAUGAACGCAAAACAUUCAAAUUGACCGCUGCCAAGGAAGAGACGCGAGUUAAAGAGCUCGAACAAGAGGUAGCGUUGUUGCGUGCUGAGAAUGAGGCUUUAAAGAAACAGCAGCAGAUAUUGCAACAAAGUGUGGCGGCUGGUGUGAGCGGAACACUUGUUGGCGGUGCCAAAGCUAGAACUCUUAGUGAUGAUGCAUGUGCCACACCAAUGGUAAAUAUUGCGAAAAUCGUGCAACCAACAGCGACUGUAACGAGUGUACCCGUUUCUGGUCCAACAACCGGCAUUGCACGUGCGCCCGGUCAGACAUUACGCAGCGGUGUAGGCAAUGCACUCCCCGCUAUAGCAGUAGCACAAUCAGUGGCAACUGCCAUACCGCUACAAACAGUUGCAUUAGCCAAUGCAGGCAAUAUAAUCGGUGAUAGCACAACAACUGUAGCUGCUGCAAUAUCAGCAGCAAUUACCUCAACAGCAAGUAACUUAACAACCGGUAGUGUCGUUGGUGCUGUUGGUUCUAUUGUAGCGGGUGCACCACCAUCACCAUCGCCUGUGAAAAUGCAGCCAACUGCAACUAUACAGCGUGCACCAGGCGGUAAAUAUGCAGCUUUAGCUGCAGCUGCUGCUGCAUCGCACUCGCUGGAUCAGACGGCGACGGCGCCACACCCAGUGCCAAUUGCUGUACCACCCGUUACAGUACCACCGGCUGGCGCACGUGGUGCACCACCACCUAUACCCCCCAAUAAACCAAUUGUACCGCCAAAGCGUGAACCAUCGCUGUCGCGUUUAAGUUCAAUUGCUGUGGCUAGUGCUGUCUCCGGCACGGUUGGUGUAAAUUCAGCUAAUUCGGUUGGGAUUUCAAACGCUACAUCCAAUACAAAAUUAAAUUAAAUACGCUAUAACCGCCAACACCGUACGAGUAUACUGUUUCCAAAUAAGCAGCUUAAUAGGAACGUGAAAAAUCUAAGAUUCACAUAUAAAAUCGAUAUUCAGUUACACAAAACACUAAUACAACAAUUAAACUGUUAAAUGCAUGUGCGUAUAUGCGUAAGUUGGCAUAAAUAUUAAUUUUCUCGGUUUGUUGAAAAUUAGACUAAAAAAUUAAUAUUAAAUAACUCACAUUUACCUCGGUUCUUAUAACUAUGAGCAUAACCAGUAUACAUUACCAUAUUGUUGGUAUAAAUGUUCUCAAUUUUACUAUUAUGCAGGCUUAGCUGCUUACCACACAGCUUGUAAAAUUCAUGUAAUAUUAUACAUAUUUUAUUUUAAGUUUCUUGUACAAGACGUGUAAUCGUAACAUAUAAAGCUGGUUUGGCCUCACCAAUGGCAAAUAUUGUGAGCUUGUGCAAGCAACAGUAGUGUUCCUAGCUGGCGUGUUGACUAAGCUCCGGGAAUUUUUUUUUGUUAAAUUUAUUUAACUAAAUUUUAGAAAACUCCUAUUAACAGGUAAUUUUCGAAAUAUUUUUUUUUUCAAAAGUUUUACAUUUUUUUAUACCUACGAUCUUGCUUUUAUAUACAACAUCUACAUUUAACAAAACAAACAAAUCGCUACCCUGUAGUCACUAUUAUACUCUAACAAAAGAAAAUCGAAACGUAAUCAUGGCCAUAUAUACAUAGUUGUAUAAUUAAUAACCGCUAAAAUAUAUAUGCGUUAAAAACUGCAAAAUUCUAGUAUUAUAUAUAAACUUACAUAUAAAUAUUAAUUUCGAAAGAGAAAACAAUUAAAAAAGAAAACAUAACUGAAAGUAGUAAACGCUCUACGGGGCGAGUGAAAAACGAAAUAAAAGGCAGCAAAAAUAAAUUGUUAAUGAGGCAAUGCAUCAAUGCGCUAAAGUAUUACACACGUUCAUACACGUAAUUACAAAGCAACUAAGGAUUAUAUGGUUACUCAAACCAGCAAAAAUGAAAUACGGUAUUGUGUAUUACACACACCGCAUCUAUUGUGUGAAAAUUUAAAUAUAUGUUAAGCUAAAUAGGUGGAACGGUUUAUGCCCUUUUGUUGUAAUUUCUUAUAGUUUGAAUAUAUACAUAUAUUUAAAGAAAGUUAUGUGGUAUGAUUUUUAAAUGAUAAGUAGUUCUACUCCUUUACUUUAAGUUUAUUUGUUUAAUGGUAGUAUACUCGCCCGUUGUAUAUUUAGUUCUGUAUUAAGUAAUUACGAAAUAACGUUUGGAAAGCAUAUUUCCAACGAAUUGUCAGCCUAUUUUGACACAUAUGAUUCAAUAGGAUCACAAUAUUGAACCACUUGAAUUUAUCCUACCUACAUUUUUUAUGUAUUUAUAAUUAUUAAGAGAUAUUUACUAUAAACAUUACUAAUUGUACGACGACAGAGCCAAUGUAGAAGCCGACUAAGGAACCACAAUCAGAAACAACUUAUUAUUUUUUAUGUCUAAAAGCGGCGUGUGAACAAUUUGUAUUUAAGGUUUAAAUUUUAAACAAUAAAUAUUGAAUGAUAAAUAGUAUUCAA
Messenger RNA from Bactrocera dorsalis (oriental fruit fly), 3617 nucleotides. It is a transcript of the gene Naus, whose product is annotated as CTTNBP2 N-terminal-like protein. The record is from RefSeq and is a predicted model, not a curated record. The coding region runs from base 202 to 2043 and encodes 613 amino acids. The transcript is spliced from 5 exons. NCBI's taxonomy places the organism in Eukaryota, Metazoa, Arthropoda, Insecta, Diptera, Tephritidae.